AUUGGAAUACUGUCGUGUCGUCUGUCUGUUUUUGUUUACGUGGUUACUGGUUUGGUUAGUUAAACUCAAGUGUUCAUUUGCUCUGUUACUAUAUUUACUAAUUCAUUAUAUUCAUUUUUAUCAAUAUGAACCACUGAUUAAAAUAUUUAGAUGUCAAACAAUCCAUUUGAUUUUAAGUAUUGAAUGUACAAUUAUUGCGUAAUUCCUAGCAAAUGGAUUUUUAUUUCAAUAUAGUAUAAAAAACUUCAAAAUGAGAGGAACCACUCGACUUUUUGUUGUGCCAGUUGGAAUUAUUUGUGUGUUACUGCUCUUACUCAGUGUUUAUGAAUUACGCUGGUUGCAAAACGAGCAUUUGGAAUAUCAUCAUGACGAUUCUACGAUGAAAACGAAAAUCAGUCCAAUCCAGUCACAGUCAUAUUCAAAGUCCUUUAGUAAUCCACUACAACGCACUUAUGCUGUUUUUGGAAGAGAUGUGGACUCCGGAUUCUUGAAGCACGUGUUCAAUGUAUUCCACAAUUUUGGCUACAAGAGACAAGAACUAAAUGCAUCCGAAGAUUGGGAUGUUCUGUGGUCCCAUGAUUAUCCAUUUCGUAAGCUGAAUACUGCCAUGCGAAAUUUGAAACAUCAUCAAAAAGUCAAUCAUUUCCCUGGCACUGGCUAUAUCACAAAUAAAAUGGAUUUGGCCACAUCAAAUAUAAAAUUUGUACCACGAGCAUUUAAAAUGCCUCAACAGAAAGCAGAUUUACUGGCAUAUGCCGCGAAACACCCCAAAAAGAUGUUUGUCCAGAAAAGUAAUGAUCAUAGAGGGAUAAAAAUCAAGCAGAUACAAGAUCUGGAUUUAAAACAAAAUGGGACGUUCAUUCAGGAGUUCAUUGAUGAUCCACUUCUCGUCGAUGGACAUAAGUUUGAUAUAGGAGUUUACACCAUUAUCACUUCUAUUGAUCCUUUGACGGUGUAUUAUUACAAUGGAGAUGUACUAUUCAGAUACUGUCCAGAAAAAUAUUAUCCAUUUGAUCCAGCGAAAGUUGAUAAGUACGUUGUUGGAGAUGAUUAUCUACCCACUUGGGAAGUGCCAUCGCUGAAGAAAUUCUACAACGAACAUGAAUUCUCCAUGAAAGACUCGUUUGAUGCUUACUUGAAACAAUCAGGAAGGGAUCCAUCGAAAUUGUGGAAUCAAGUUGAGGAAGCAAUACGCGAAGUUUGCUUAUCGAAAGAGCAUGCCAUUCAUAAAAUUCUAGUAAAUUAUCCAUCAAAACGGAAUUUCUUUGAAAUGAUGAGAUUUGAUUUUGCAGUCGAUAACGACUUGAACGUGUAUGUUAUGGAGGCGAACAUGUCUCCGAACUUGUCAUCCGCUCACUUUCCACCAAACAGACUCCUCUAUGAGCAAGUUCUAUUCAAUCUUUUCCACCUUGUUGGAUUAGCUUCCAUGUUGAGUAAAGAAUCCACUUCGUCAAUGGAAGUAUUGGCCAAGAAUGUGAUGGUCUAUGAGAAGGAGUGUUUCUCACCAAAAUGUGACGGAUGCAUGUCGCCCGAAUGUCAGCUGUGUCGUUCGUGUCUCACACCGAAUCAACUCGGAGUCUUGCAAAGAGCCUACAUCGAACACAACAAUAGAAAAGACUGCAAGAGAGCAUUUCCACCUUCCAUGAAAAUUCCACGCAAACACAUCUCAUCCUAUGCCCCGAUCGCCUCUCUCAGUCACGUCAAGACUGAAGGAGAUUUUAAACAGCCUGAAGGUGCUAGUUCAACUGCAUUACUUUACAUCAGGAGGCAAGCUAUAUGCAGCCAUCGCAAACAUGAAAUCAUUGAGUUCCCAGCUAUUCUAGUUGAUUCUGAAAAGCAAGCAGUUAUAGACGAAUUUCAUAGCUAUGUUAAGCCUGUAAAGCAUCCCAAACUAUCGGAUUUCUGUAUUGAGUUGACUGGAAUCGCACAGGAAACAGUUGAUAAGUCAGAAGAGUUUUCUGGAGUUUUUACCAAAUUUAAUAAGUGGCUGAAAAAGCAUGGAUUAGAUUCAAAAUCGAAAUAUGCAAUAGUUACCGAUGGUCCAUGUGAUAUGGGCAGAUUUCUGUUUGGCCAGUGUGAAUUUUCAAACGUACAAUUUCCCUAUUAUGCGAAAAAGUGGAUUAAUAUCAGAAGAGUUUUUAGUUCACAUUAUAAGUCGAGAAAGGUAUGUCUAGCGUCGAUGCUUCAGUCGUUUGGCGUUGAAUUCGAUGGUCGGCUCCACUGCGGCCUGGAUGACGCCCGGAACAUUGCCAAUCUCCUCAUUCACAUGAUCAAAGAUGGCGUCAGUAUAGACAUCAAUGAAAAUAUACAAGAGAACAGGAUGACUUAUAGAAGGGGCAAUAAUAAUCAAAGAAGACCAAAUAGCUUUCGAAUCAACAAUCCACGGAAAAAACAACAAAAUCAACGUCAGAACAAAGAAGUAGAACCAGAAAUAGUUGAUGAGGAGGAUUUGGAUUUUGCUAUGGGGUUGAUGUCAGUGCGCCUCGAGAGUGAUGCCAGAUGAGCAUUCAUGCCACACUCAACGCAACAUAAAAUAUAAACAUCAACUGAAAUCAAAAUUUAACAUGAAAAUAUGAUUCUCUGGUAAGAAUUCAUCUUAUAAAGAAAGCAGUAUCAUUUGUGUAAAUUUCAUCACAGUUAUUAUAAUUAGCCCCAGUGAAGAAAGAGUUCAUUAAUUCUCAGUGCCUUAAUCAAUCUUCAUACUUAUCAACUGAUCUUUCACAAAGUUUAGAAUGAGUGGUCGAUGUUUUAAAAACAUACGAUUCACGAUAUUGUGAUAAAUCUAUUAUCAGAUGAUACUUUGACUAUCAUCAGAUAUUCAAAAGAAAAAGACGUUGAUGUUGUCCAUAGCCUAUAUCUUACCAUACAAUCAAAUUAUCAUCAGAUAAUAAUUUAUUAUGUGGCUCUGAACAUGAUACUGUAUUCCUGUAGAAGUAAUUUAAGAUAUUCAUUCUAUUGAUAUUUCAUUUUAUAUAUCUUUCUGAUUUAGUGGUCAUGAUGUAAAUACAACUAGGCAUUUGUGUAAAUAGUCAGAGAUUUUAAUUUUUAUUGUUCAAUAAAAUUCAUAUGAUUAGGUGUGCCUUAUCCCGUGUAAUGGUGAAAUUAAGAGACAAAUAUUAUAUAACUCAACUGAAAUAUGAAGAACAUCCACUAUUUUAAAAGACUUACAAAGUAGCUAUUUAUGUUUGAAGGAAAUAAAAUAAUACUAUAUUUCAAAAUUAA
Nilaparvata lugens (brown planthopper) is the source of this 3222-nucleotide messenger RNA. It is a transcript of the gene TTLL15, whose product is annotated as probable tubulin polyglutamylase ttll-15. The record is from RefSeq and is a predicted model, not a curated record. Gene Ontology annotation, molecular function: 3'-5'-RNA exonuclease activity; nucleic acid binding. Gene Ontology annotation, biological process: protein modification process. The coding region runs from base 251 to 2503 and encodes 750 amino acids. Lineage: Eukaryota; Metazoa; Arthropoda; Insecta; Hemiptera; Delphacidae. The transcript has 15 exons.